Messenger RNA from Trichogramma pretiosum, 728 nucleotides. RefSeq names its product probable salivary secreted peptide. The record is from RefSeq and is a predicted model, not a curated record. The coding region runs from base 200 to 568 and encodes 122 amino acids. NCBI's taxonomy places the organism in Eukaryota, Metazoa, Arthropoda, Insecta, Hymenoptera, Trichogrammatidae. The transcript has 2 exons.
AGUUUAAUAAUAUCCCGAUUCGGAAUACGGAAAGUUAUGUAGUGGUAUACAUCUUAUCCCCACUGCUACUCGAUGACGAUAUGAAUUCGGCUUGAGUAUGUGUGUGUAUAUUUGAACGCGAUGCCGCGAGAUACGCUUCAUUCACGAGUGAGACUUUGUCGAGCGAGUGCAUACUGUAAUUUCAAUUAAGCCAUACACAAUGUCGUCGAUAAGAUUCGUUAUCUUGGGCUUGCUGGCCGCGCUGUGCCUUCAACAGAGCGUCGAGGCCGCAGUGAACCAGCACAAUCUCGUGGUGGGCGGCCGCGUCUGGGGCGACUAUCUGAUCCAGCGCGUCAAGGUCGACAAGAAGUCGGCCUGGCUGCGACACGUCUCGGAGAGUCGCACCUUCAGCGGCGACGGCACGUCGCGCAUCAGCCAGAUCCAGGUGCUGGACCAGAAGCACGACGGCACUGGGGCCUACGCCACACUGGUCACGGGCGGACCCGGCCAGACCUUCGCCACCCUCAAAUUCAAGAGCCAGAAGAGCCACGGCAUUCACUUCGUGGUCGAGCUCUACGGCAAACGAUGAGGAGGAGGAGUGUGGUUCUGUUCUUUUUUUUUCAUGUUUUUGUGGAAUAAUUAUUAUUCGUCAUGACGGUGUUUCCUACUGAUGUACAAUACGAACUUGAUGUUUGAACAAGUGUCAUUCGGAAUAAUAAAAAAAAUUUGUGUUUACACAUACGACUGCA